AUGUCUAAAGAUCAAGAAGAGCAAUUGAGAGUGGGUCGUAGCCACACUGAAGCUACUCAUUACGAAGAGAUACCAACAGCUUUGGACAAUGGAAAAAAAUCAAAUGAAAAUCUAUCACCUGAAGCUGUAUCACAUUACAGAAAUUUAUUUAAAAGGGAAUCUUAUAUCAACAAUACUGUUAAAGUAGAGAAAGGUACAGUAGUGGUGCCCCAGGCCGCAGGACUACAAUCUAUCGGCAUUCCUCCACUGUUGAAAUUCAAUAGCAAUCUAUCUGACAUUCCCGUACCGAUACCCAAUUCGUCUGUAACAGAUCGUACGCAUGCGUCCUACACGCGCAUGCGCCAAACAGUAAUGAUUUGUCGCGCCCAAAUUGUACAGCACGACGACGAGGGGCCCAUCAACGGGCUAAGUGACAUGAGCUCCCCUAAAUUGAACGAAAGAUGUCCAAGUAGUUUGAGCACUGGAAAGAAACUGCUGAACAACGAAUCCAAAGAGGAUUCAUUAGACAACUCAAUAAGGGAGUCGGGGAAGUCUGAAAGAUCUGGAGGUAAAAGUGAAGAAGAUUGGAGAAGACGUACAAUCAUCGUGGAGAAAAAAAAUGGCACAUACGGUUUCACCUUGCAAAGUUACGGAAUCCACUACAAAAAGACUAUUUGUAUAAAAAUAAUUUGAUAUUCUCAUGAUUUAUUAAUACUGUCAACUAUGCUAUUAUUUUAAUAUUAUUCAUAUUAAAAAACUUGUUCGAAUUCGAAAUUAAGCACAGCUGAAACAGCGAGCUUCAAUAAAAUAAAACUUUUUGAAGUAGCUUUUAUUUGAUUGGAUGAUAUGAUAUGACAGAACUAUGCUCGAGCUCGAGAUCAAGGCUGCUUUUGUAAAAAUAUAGUAUUGCAGAUUAUCUCAUCUGGGAUUUACUGAAAUAACUUUUUUUUCAAUGAACAGGAACAAGAGAUCGAAGUGAUCACUUAUGUGGAUCACGUGGAAGCUGAAGGUCCAGCGGCGGCGGCUGGUAUGAGAGAGGGAGAUGUUAUUCUCUCCAUUAAUGGAGUGGACGUCGAGCGAGCCGACCACGCUGCUAUUGUCGAAGCCAUCAACAACUGCGACGCCCGCAUGCGCAUGGUUGUUAUUUUCGAGGACUGUGUGCGAAAGGUCGAACUCCAUCUUAAGUAUAUUAAUCUACAACGAGCAAUACAAUCCAAAAUGAGAGAACUAGAACAACUUACCGUACGUGAAAGGCAACUCUUUGAUUCGAAUUGGAAAACUCACAGCUUGCCCUCGCAGAAGAAGAAAAAUUCACCAGCUGAUGCGAUAUCUGAUUCUGAUGAAAAUAAUAUUACUGAUAAUAUAAACACUUCGUACUGUAGACCUACUCUUUCAAGUGAAAAUGUUACUGCCGCAAAACCCCCGCAAAGUAAUGUAUUCAUGUAUCAAUAUUUAGACCCCAGAUACGGAGCGUGUGUUAUUCAGCCAAGCAUCAGAACAGGUAGCUUUGUUAUCACUGUAGGAUCUCCUAGAAAUAAACGCGAGUGCCAUCAUUAUGUAGUUAAAACGCCAAGCGAAUGUAAUCGGGCCUCAGAAAAAUACAAAGCAGCGAAUGGCAAACAUACGAAGAUUCACAGAAGUAAUCAUAGCCACAGCUGUGCUCCUUGCAUGCCAAAUUAUAAUAACCAAGAUGCAAACAGUCUUGAGGCAUAUGAUCUAGCUAGUCCAUGUUGCGACCCUCAUUGUGUACCUAACUCAAGAAAGAAAUUGAGACGUAAGAAAGAAUGUUCGAAAGAACAUAAAAGAAAAGACAAAUGUCAACAAGUAGACAAAUCGACGCAAAAACCAGAUGGAUGCUCACAUUCACGUUCGAAGAAAAUUUGUUCUUCGGGACAUUGCUCAAGCCGUUAUCGAUAUUUGACAACAGAAUCUACUCAAACAAGUCAAUGCAGUUUACAAUCUUAUGCGACAAGUAAUGCAACAGCUCCCUGCGAUAAUUCAGCUUCUAGCUACAGUACGUCAUUGAGUAGUGACACUCUAUUUUGGGACAACGAUAGAUCUGAAGCGAAGUCUUCACCGAAAAUCCAAUACCAGAGCUCUCACUCACACGUAAAGCCGAAAUCAUGGGAUAAUCUGACAACAAAAGCUUUCGGUGGCUACGGCUUUGGUUACGGAUAUUUGGACACUAGUGCUAAACACACGAAUCGUUCGAAGAGCCAUGGUAGAAGUCACAGUGGGCGUAGUACUCAAAGUCAUCACGAGUAUCAACAACAUCACCAAGAGAAGCACUCUCAUCGACAAAGUGUCAGUCAACACCAUUAUUCGGUGUAUACUAGGAGUCACAGUCACUGCGCUCCAACGAAAUCUACUGAGAGCCUAAUUGUAGUGCCUAAAUAUCAAUUGGAGAGCAGUGGCUCUGAAAGUAGGCUAGCGUGUGACUGUGGUGAAUCUGUGGAAUACUAUCGUCGGGUCAACUCUAAUAAAAGCCCAGGCGAAUCACAUUCAUCUGGUUACUACUCACAACACUUCAUAUACCCCACUCAUUCGUAUAAAAAGAAAGAUCCUAAUAUCAGCUCAGAAAUAACAAGAUUAUAA
Molecule: messenger RNA, 2574 nt
Organism: Diatraea saccharalis (sugarcane borer)
Lineage: Eukaryota; Metazoa; Arthropoda; Insecta; Lepidoptera; Crambidae
Source: the annotation of a GenBank genome assembly